AUGGCGACGUUUAAACAGUUCUCCGAGGUUUUCGCGAAUCUUUUCCCGAUCUGGACCAUUUUGGCGGCCGUGGUCGGCGUGCUCCGACCGGAGUCGUUUGCCUUCAUGACGAGCAACGGAUACACCGGAUGCUUGGCACUUCUGAUGUUCUCCAUGGGGAUUACUCUGACGAUCGAUGAUUUCAAGCGCGUGUUUGCAAAGCCCGGGUUGAUCGGUCUGGGCUUCAUCAUGUGCUACGUCAUCAUGCCGGCGCUUGCGUUCUUCAUCGGAAACGCGCUCGGUUUGAGCGGUCCGCUCCUUGCGGGUCUCAUCCUCGUCGGUUCUAUCAAUGGUGGGCAGGCGAGCAAUCUGUGCGCGUACAUCGCACGAGGUGAUGUCGCGCUUUCCGUGCUCAUGACCACCGCCACGACCGUCGGAUGCAUUUUUAUGACGCCUCUCAUCUGCAAGUUGGCGCUCGGCGCAGUCGUGGACGUCGACGCCGUGGGCAUGGCGAUUUCCACCAUUCAAGUCGUUCUCGUUCCUGUUGUCGUCGGGCUGACGCUGAACAAGUACGUGCCAAAGUUCUGCCGAUCCGUCGAACCGUUCUCUCCGAUCGUCGGCGUGACCAUGACCAUCAUCCUUGUCGGCGGCGCCGUCGCAAACUGCGCGGCGGGAAUCCUGGGCGCGGGCAUGACGCUUCAAAUCGCCGCAUUCGCGCUCCACCUCAUCGGUGGUUUGGCGGGAUACUGGGGAGCUAGGGCGUUCAAGUAUGGCGAGACUACAUGCCGCACGGUCGCCAUCGAGACGGCGAUGAAAUCGAGCGCAUUUGGCUUCUUGCUCGCAAGUCUGCACUUCCCGGAAUACCUCGUUCGCGUUCCGUCGGCUGUCUCCGUCGUUUGGAUGGCCGUGCUCGGAAGUACGAUGGCCGUGGUCUGGCGAUUCAUCCCUGUGAAGGAAGGGUGA
Molecule: messenger RNA, 942 nt
Organism: Ostreococcus tauri
Lineage: Eukaryota; Viridiplantae; Chlorophyta; Mamiellophyceae; Mamiellales; Bathycoccaceae
Product: Bile acid:sodium symporter
Exons: 1
Coding region: 1-942 (313 amino acids)
Cellular component (GO): membrane
Source: RefSeq, a predicted model, not a curated record